This is a messenger RNA of Aethalodelphis obliquidens (Pacific white-sided dolphin), 2074 nucleotides long. Its product is annotated as short transient receptor potential channel 5. Gene Ontology annotation, biological process: regulation of cytosolic calcium ion concentration; calcium ion transmembrane transport. Bases 1 to 1407 code for a protein of 468 amino acids. NCBI's taxonomy places the organism in Eukaryota, Metazoa, Chordata, Mammalia, Artiodactyla, Delphinidae. Gene Ontology annotation, molecular function: store-operated calcium channel activity; protein binding; inositol 1,4,5 trisphosphate binding. The record is from RefSeq and is a predicted model, not a curated record. Gene Ontology annotation, cellular component: plasma membrane; cation channel complex. The transcript has 4 exons.
AUGGCCCAGCUGUACUACAAAAGGGUCAACUACUCACCCUACAGAGACCGAAUCCCCCUGCAAAUUGUGAGGGCUGAGACGGAGCUCUCUGCAGAGGAGAAGGCCUUCCUCAGUGCCGUGGAGAAGGGGGACUACGCCACUGUGAAGCAGGCCCUCCAGGAGGCCGAGAUCUACUACAAUGUCAACAUCAACUGCAUGGACCCACUGGGCCGGAGCGCCCUGCUCAUUGCCAUUGAGAAUGAGAACCUGGAGAUCAUGGAGCUACUGCUGAACCACAGCGUGUACGUCGGUGACGCAUUGCUCUACGCCAUCCGCAAGGAAGUGGUGGGCGCUGUGGAGCUUCUGCUCAGCUACAGGCGGCCCAGUGGAGAGAAGCAGGUCCCCACUCUGAUGAUGGACACCCAGUUCUCUGAGUUCACACCGGACAUUACUCCCAUCAUGCUUGCUGCCCACACCAACAACUACGAAAUCAUCAAAUUGCUCGUCCAAAAACGGGUCACUAUCCCCCGGCCCCACCAGAUCCGCUGCAACUGUGUGGAGUGUGUGUCCAGUUCAGAGGUAGACAGCCUGCGCCACUCCCGCUCCCGGUUGAACAUCUAUAAAGCGCUGGCGAGCCCCUCACUCAUCGCCUUAUCAAGCGAGGACCCCAUCCUAACUGCCUUCCGCCUGGGCUGGGAGCUCAAGGAGCUCAGCAAGAUGGAGAAUGAGUUCAAGGCUGAGUAUGAGGAGCUCUCCCAGCAGUGCAAGCUCUUUGCCAAAGACCUGCUGGACCAGGCUCGGAGCUCCCGGGAACUGGAGAUCAUCCUCAACCAUCGAGAUGACCACAGUGAAGAGCUUGACCCUCAAAAGUACCAUGACCUAGCCAAGCUGAAGGUGGCCAUCAAAUACCAUCAGAAAGAGUUUGUGGCCCAGCCCAACUGCCAACAGUUGCUUGCCACUCUGUGGUACGAUGGCUUCCCUGGAUGGCGGCGGAAACACUGGGUAGUCAAGCUUCUGACGUGCAUGACCAUUGGGUUCCUGUUUCCCAUGCUGUCUAUUGCUUAUCUGAUCUCACCCAGGAGCAACCUUGGGCUGUUCAUCAAGAAACCCUUUAUCAAGUUUAUCUGCCACACAGCCUCAUAUCUGACCUUCCUCUUCAUGCUUCUCCUGGCUUCUCAGCACAUCAUUAGGACGGACCUCCAUGUGCAGGGGCCUCCCCCGACUGUAGUGGAAUGGAUGAUAUUGCCUUGGGUUCUCGGUUUCAUUUGGGGGGAGAUUAAGGAAAUGUGGGAUGGUGGAUUUACUGAAUACAUCCAUGAUUGGUGGAACCUGAUGGAUUUUGCAAUGAACUCACUCUACCUGGCAACUAUUUCCUUGAAGAUCGUGGCCUAUGUCAAGGUAACUUGGAAUGUUCGCCAUUUUUCUUAAACAAUGAUUUUGGUUACAUUAAGCUUUAGCUGUGGGAGCAUAAAAAGUUUAGGAGGAAAGUGCUGAUGACAGUUCAGUCCAUGUGGAAAAGUACCAUAAAACAGACAUUCUUUCAGUGGUUUGUAAGCAGUGUCCACCUAACCAAAGAAAGUGGAGAAUGGAGCAAUUUGCAAAUGAAUUCUUAGCUUCUUCAACUCUGACAGUCAUCCACCUCAAUUAGCGUUUACGUCCUUUCUACAAUGUCCUCGCCAAGAAGAUGGUCCACUGAUGCUUGCACAGGGCAGAGACUAGGAAAUUCACUGAAUUUCCAGAAGCCUCUCUCAAUACUUGUCACUUCAUUAAAAAGUGCUACUUUGUAUUUUUCUAAUAUUAUUCUCCCUGUGACACAUCCAUUAGUAAUCCUUCCUCCCUGUAGGGUCAAACGGAAUGGGGCUGUUCCUCCUCCAUAAAGGGCUUCCAAUAUGACGUCAUCUCUCCCUAACCCGCUGAGCUGUCUCUUCCCAGAGCUAAGUAUUCACACUUCCCUCAAGUGUUCUUCAUUGGAUAGGGAGCAGAACCCUAGAAUCACAUCACUUCCACCACCAGGAUGAUCAUUCAAGCUGUUAUGAAUCCCGCCUUUCGAGUAUCACCCAAUCUAUGUCUCCACGAAUCUAGAUCACACACACAC